Molecule: messenger RNA, 1827 nt
Organism: Pogoniulus pusillus (Red-fronted tinkerbird)
Lineage: Eukaryota; Metazoa; Chordata; Aves; Piciformes; Lybiidae
Gene: LRRC46
Product: leucine rich repeat containing 46
Exons: 8
Coding region: 170-1402 (410 amino acids)
Molecular function (GO): protein binding
Source: RefSeq, a predicted model, not a curated record
UCUGCCGCAGCCCGCGGAUCCCCGUGGGCCCCAGCUGUGGGACCUGAGCUCGGUGGCAGCUCGGUGGCAGCUCGGUGGCAGCUCGGUGACCUGAGCUGGGGCUCAGGGGUCGCUGUCAACUGUAGCUUGGAGGGGCCUGGGCCUGGUGACUUCCCUUCUGCACAGCUCCAUGGUUCCCCCAGGCCCCAGGGUCUCUCUGCCCAGCCUGGGUGUCCCAGCACUGAUCCCCUCCAGCCUAGUCCUGUCCCCAUCGCCCUCCCCAGCCCGUGGGUUCCUGCCCCCCAUUGCCCCAGCAGCCUUCCCUUUCCAGAGAUCAGGGGGCCCAGCCUGGAGCCCACAGCACACCCACCCAAGGGCCCAAGGGAAGGACAAGAACCCUCCUGCCAUGGCUGGAGUGGAUGAGACCCGGCCUGAGGAGGAUGAGCAGAAGUCUCCAGGAGUGAUCCUCACCAACAGCCUCAUCACAAGGAACAUGCCUCAGCUGUUGGAUCCCCCAAGCCCAGAAAGCUGCUCCUCAGAGCUGCUGCUCUCCUUAACCAUCAGCUUGGAUCACCAGAACAUCUCUGCCAUUGGGGAGCUCCAGAGCCUGCCGGAGGUUCACAGCCUCUACCUGCAGCAGAACCAAAUUGAGAAGAUUGAGAACCUGGGCUGCUUCCCCAACCUCAGGUUCCUGUCCCUGUCUGGAAACCGCAUCAGCAGAGUGGAGAACCUGCAGCCCCUGCGCCAGCUGCGCCUCCUGGACUUGUCCCACAACCAGAUCCAGAUGCUGGACCCAGAUGAGCUGCCCUGCAGCCUCCGUGUCCUCGACCUAAGGGGAAACAAAUGCACCCAGCAGCAUGGCUACAGAAAGAUGGUGGUGGGAGCCCUGCCCCACCUCCUGGAGCUGGACACUCAGCCUGUCCGUGGUGCUGUGGGUGAGGAAGAGGAGGAAGGAGGCUCUUCCAGCAGUGAGGAUGAAGAUGAUGAGUUGCUGCUCCCUGAGCCAGGAGGCCCUUUCACUGCAGGCAAAGAUUUCUUUGUGGAUCUGCACCGGGAUCUGUCCAGGCACUCACAGCAAAGGCAGAGUGAGGCUCUGAAGAAACACCAGACCCGUCUGGAGGAGCUGGAGGAGCUGUGGAAGCAUUGGGAUCUGCUGCUGCCUCCAGCAGCCCUGAGCCCAGGCCGGGAGGAAGCUGCCAGCACCACUGCCCCAGCACCCAGGCGUUCUCAACCCUGCCCCCAAGCAAAGCCAGGGACACUGCUGCCACCCUUGCCAGGACCCACUGGGUGGCCCCAGCAAGCUUCCAGUGGGAGCCAGCACUGGACCAUGGCUCUGAACGAGAAGAGUCCCAGCAGAGGAGCAAGAAGCAGGCAGUUACCCCCCCGAGCCCCCAGCAGCACAGCUCUGCACAGCUCCAAUUAAAGCCUCUUUAUUCCUACGCCCAUCGCUGCUCUGCCACGGAGCCCCCAGCCCCACGGCCAGUCCCUGAGGGGCUGAGCACAGGCAGCUCUGCCUGAUGGGGGGAAAAAACACUCCACAUCCCACUUCACAUCCUUCUUCUUCCCCUUCCACAUCCAUAUUCCAGGCCACAGCCAGCUCUACAAAGUACCAAUUCCUCUGGGGCUGGGUAGGGGCUGGAGGCUACACAGCCCCAGGCAGGGCUGGAGGUGCAAGCUGAGGUGUUGCCACCACACAAAUCCACGGUGGGAGGUGAGGAGCCAGGACUGGGCACUGGGAAGGUUUUUCUCAUCCUUCUAUCCAGGAGCAAUGCCACAGGGUGGGGCCAAGCCCGCACAGAUCCAUGGUGGGAGGUGAGCCAGGACCGGGCACUGGGAAGGUUUUCUCAU